This is a messenger RNA of Symbiodinium necroappetens, 2696 nucleotides long. Lineage: Eukaryota; Dinophyceae; Suessiales; Symbiodiniaceae. The record is from the annotation of a GenBank genome assembly.
AUGUGCUCCAACAUCGAAGGUGAUUUUCUCAAGCGCCUGGAAUUUUUCGCCGAGUUUCAGGACAUGUUGAAGCCAGCGAACACCCUUCUGCAUCAGGCUUACUACAGGGACCGUGUGAGGGAACUCUUCAAGAAUCAACCCACUGAAUGGCUCUUCAAACACUUCGAAGGCGGAAACUUAAUAGCUUGGCGCUGGGGUUCCCUGCUGGACGUUUGUAAAGCUCUUCACAAGCGGGAAGGAGCACUGCGCACUGGUUGGAGCCUUCGGAAGUUUCUGCGCAUUGCACGCAGCAGCACAGACGGACCAGAAGGUGCAGCCGACGGCGACGUCGGUACGAGCCGUGGGAAGAAGACUCAACUUAGCGAUGGUGACCACAAAACAUUUAAGGCUGCAGACUCGGCCUGGACAUCACGCUACUUUUGGAGCUACUUGAAGUUUAUCCUUCUGCUUGGCGGCAUUGUCGAUGACCUGUCGACGUGGGGCGAAGCUUGCCCGUGUCAUGCUUGGAGCAAGCAAGGAUGCCCUCUCAGGGGCCGGCGUGCGCCGGAGUGCGCCACAGGUGCUUUUGACACCUUCCUGCAAGGCGUCCUGGCCACUGCGUCGUCCCUCUUCGUCGCUUGCGCAGCUGGUCUCGGUCAUGGUUCCCCUGAGUGGGUGCAAUUGAACCGGGAUUGGCACACAGCUGUGGAUGUGAUCUCGACUGAGCUUCGGGCGAAAACAAGCCAUUGGAAGGAGCUCCCCUGGCUUCUUUGCGGUAUUGCUUUCCCCGAAUCAGACCGCGCGCGAUCUGUGGCCCGAGCUGCCAUCGAGAAGUAUGACAAUCCUGACAGGGUCGACCCACUGACGGUGUAUGCUCGGAGGCAUCGUAUGACACAGCGUUUCCUCAAGAGCGACUAUGAAAGCCACGAUGACGCCGAUGUCCCUCUGAGAGGUCUCCUGGAGAGUUUUAUCCAGGGGUCGAGUCUGGACGACGAAGAUAUGAAGCCUCUACGCGAGGCGCUCGGAGCACUUCGUUUGGUUCGUGUUGUGGAACGUUCCACGGAAGAUCCUUGGCGGAUUGAUUGUGUCAACUUGUCGGACUUGCUCUUGAUGAAGCCGCGAGCCGACAUGAAGACCUCAAGACUUUCGCUGGCUGCUGCAGAGCAGUGGCAGCGUUGGUUGGUGGUGAUCGGUGUGACCAGGGCUAGGCCGCUCGGGCCGGGCCGGGUCCUGACGCGCCCUCCAAGCGAGCUGACCUACCGAGACCUGUUGGAUUUGGUUUACCAAAGAGCUCUGCAAUUUCGUCGCGGAGAAUCCACAGCCCUUGUCCUUCCUGACUCCGACAUGGCACACUUGCGGAAAAACAAGCGACAAAUUGCAGAGGCAGAGCGCAGCAGCCUCCCCGCCACGCAGCGGCUUCUGCUGGAUCAUUUGAAGAGCACCAUGACUUACCAUGAUUUUUACUCUUUGCCUUCGUGCAGUGCAUUGGCAACUGGCAUCGUGUCUGGACACGGAGCAGAGACUGCCAGCGCCAGCGCUGCAAUUCAUGCUGGGCGUGGGCCAGUACGUCGGCGCGAGGUGUCUGAGUCAGGGCAGGAGGCGGCAGCUGCAGUGCCUGUUUUACAGUUUUUUCAGGAAGGCGACGACUUGGAUCCUGAGCCUGAGCUGGAGAAUGGCAGGUCUGACGCUGCUGGGACUGCCGCUGCAGCGGCGGCGGCGGAUUCCGUUGCCGAUGGUGAGACUGCUCCUGGCCUCCGGGAGUCAUCAACAACUGACAUUGUAUUGUUCAAGAUAGCACACCGGGAACCUUCGGGCCUCAAACGACCUCUUGCAGCAGUGGACAAUGUGAAGUUCGGUGACGUUGCCAUUCAAUUGUACAGCGUGCAACUGCAUUCUGCUGAUGACAGCGGUCCGACCUAUGCUGUAUCGAGGCAGCACGGCGGCCUGCAUGACCUGUGUUUGUUGCGGUUCUUGGAAAGCUUCAGCGCCAACGGUCUCGAAGAGCAAGCUCUCAUCCGCGAGAUGAAAGUUUGGAAGCACAACACCACGACCCCUGUCGGUCUUGCCCCAGAUGUGAUUGACCAGCUGUCGCCAGAAGGGAUGCAGAUGAUCUCUGACAUGGCCGCUGCACGUGCAUUUGCAGGGGCUGGCAAUGGGUUUAAAGAGAUCAAGGCCAAGGACUCCAAAGUGAUCAAUCGGUACCGCGACAAACCUUACACCGCGUCGCGAGGAUGUGCGAAGGUGCUCGUUUCCUUGCAGCACGAUUAUUUGAUGGCGAUGGCUAGUGCGCAUCGGCUUUUCGGGAAUGGCUGUGCUGGUAUCCAUCACUUGCAAACGGUGGCAUACUACAAAGCUUUAGUGAACGUCUCCCCAGAUAAGAUCCGCACUAUCCUGCCAAACAAGCCUGCAGAUUGGUAUAAGAAACAGUGGCAAACUGCAGCUGCAGCCCGCACCCAGACAAACAAUGCACAAGACUGGUUGCGCCUGGUCGGCAGGAUCAGAUUGGAGGAUGCGGCUGCAGAAGGGAUGCUGCUUAUGCUCAGCAACCGCCCGGAUGCCCAGGAUGAUGAUGAUGAUGUCGUGGUGGUGGGGCGAGCUGUACCCCAGAUGACUGAUGAAGAACUCGUGGCAGAGUUUGAUCGUUUGGUUAAAGAAAGGCAGUCGAGGCAGUGGAGGCGGGACCGUUGUGGGAACCUCUACUGUAAAGAGGGUUAUAG